AUGACCCACCCGGCGCGAGAAGAGCGGCCCCCCAAGCGAGGGCGCUUCAUGGCCGUCUGGGCCGCUGUCCUCGAGCGGGCAGCUCCGGGGUCUGCCGUGCUGGCGCAGGAGGAGGACCUGGCCGUGUCCCUGCAGCUCAUGAACGUGGGCGGCAGCCCCCUUUCCUCCGCGGAAAGCAAGCUGGAGGCCCUGAAGACCAGCUUCGUCGAGAAUCCGCAGUACUUCUGCAACACAUGCGUCCGCCACAUCAAGCGCAGGGACAUCGUCCUCAAGUGGGAGCUCGGGGAGGGCGCCUUCGGCAAAGUCUUCCUGGCCGAAUGCUACAGCCUCAGCCCCACGCAGGAGAAGAUGCUCGUGGCAGUCAAGACCCUGAAGGAAGUCACCGAGACGGCCCGGCUGGACUUCCAGCGCGAGGCGGAGCUGCUGACGGUGCUGCAGCACGAGCACAUCGUCCGCUUCUACGGCGUCUGCGCCGACGGCGAGCCGCUGAUCAUGCUCUUCGAGUACAUGAAGCACGGGGACCUCAACCGCUUCCUCCGGUCCCACGGACCGGAUGCGAAGAUCCUGGAUAACGGGAACGGCCAGUCCUUCGGCCAGUUGACCCUCAGCCAGAUGCUCCAUGUGGCCACGCAGAUUGCCUCCGGCAUGGUCUACUUGGCGUCUCUGCACUUCGUCCACCGGGACCUGGCGACCCGGAACUGCCUGGUGGGACACAACCUGGUGGUGAAGAUUGGAGACUUUGGCAUGUCCCGGGACAUCUACAGCACGGACUACUAUCGGGUUGGGGGCCGGACCAUGUUGCCCAUCCGGUGGAUGCCGCCAGAGAGCAUCCUGUAUCGGAAGUUUACCACAGAGAGCGACAUCUGGAGUUUCGGGGUGGUCCUCUGGGAGAUCUUCACCUACGGAAAGCAGCCGUGGUACCAGCUCUCCAACACGGAGGCGAUCGAAUGCAUCACCCAGGGCCGUGAGCUGGAGAGGCCCCGGACCUGCCCCUCGGAGGUCUAUGACAUCAUGCAGAGCUGCUGGCAGAGGGAGCCUCAGCAGCGGCAGGACAUGAAGGAGAUCCACAGCCGGCUGCAGACCCUGGUCAAGGCCCCUCCUGUCUACCUGGCUCUCCUCAGCUAAGACCCAGGAAGGAGGAGGCGACUUGGGCCGGCCUCUCCACCCAGCCAGGAUCCGCCUCCAACCUCCAGCCAACUGCUCCACUCUGGGACGGCAGAUAUCCCACCCUGACAAUGUCGCUGGCAAAACCAGGCAUAAUUUCCUCUUCAUUUUUAUCUGUGACCUGGGGAAGGAGAGGACAGGAGGAUGAGAUUCUCCAUCAAGCAUUUAAAAAAAGAUCUGUUUGUCCGAGGAGAACAAAGACUCUAGCAAGAAUUGACCUCCGGACGGCUGCCCCCCUUUGUCUUUUGGCCUAGGGGAGAGAAGGGUGGAUACUGGUAACGGAAGGGACGUGCGGAGGGUGGCGUCCUUCCUUUUCACCAUCUUUGCGGUGGAGAGGACUCUUGGAAAGAUGUGGCAAUAGGAGGCAAUGCAGUUUUGCCGGUGGGGGAGGCAAAUAGGGUCGCUGCUGGGAAACUUUAACUUACUGCUCUAAGCUUUAGAUGUGUAUUAUUUAUUGCAAUAGGUAGCUUCUGCCAGGGUGGUGGGAGGGCACUGAGGUGAGCCUCCGGGAUCGGGAAGGCUUCACGAAUGAGAUCUGUUUCCAGCCGAAGGUAGGUUCUGACAGUGAGGAGGGGCAUCCAGCAAAUGCCCCAGAGGAGAGGUGUGGCUUGUGGGGAACGGGAUGAGCCAGCGAGCCUGAGGUGCCACGCGAGUGGACUCACAGCUCUACUUGCUGGUCAUGGGAUCCUCGAACGGGAGAGUUGGAAGGGGCCAUGACGUCCCUCGGGUCCAACCUCCCGCUGUUGCAGGGCACCGUGGUCACUCUCUGGAUACCGAUUCUAACUUACCUAGCGAUUGUUCCAGCGCAGGCUAAAGCCGCAAGAAGCACAAAACCCCAAGGGACCACCGUGCUUCACAAGAAGGGGCUCAUGGUGGAGGCCCCCGCUCUCUGGGAAGAGGGCAGGGUGGGUGAGGUUGCGCAGACUGGGCAGCAGAUGUGGCCUUGAGACUGCCGAACGGGGCCGGAGCCACGCACGGGGACAUCUCGGCCGGCAUGGAACGCAGGACCGUCCACCCUGGCCACAGUCUGGCUUGCCCUCACCAUUCAGCUCUGGAUGGGGGGGGGGGGUGAAUGCAGACGGUCCCUCGCUUGCUCCAGAAAUCCUGCCAAAGCCAAAAGUUGGAUGAGGGGCUCAUAUGUAUCUCUCACUCUGUAUUUCUAAGCAUUUACUGAGCGCACAUCACGAGUGUCGGGAGCAGGAACAGGGGGACCUCCAGCAUCCCUGAUUUCUGCAAAUUCAUCGCAGGCUGGAGAAACCCGCUGUGAGCCACACAAGGACUGUCUCUCUGGCCUGACGCUCGCCGGGAGAGCUCUCCCCGCCCAAAGGCUGUCUGUCAGAACUGGAAGCAAAUGGUGAAAAGAGACCCUGCUGAAUGUGGAAAUAAAAUC
Molecule: messenger RNA, 2554 nt
Organism: Varanus komodoensis (Komodo dragon)
Lineage: Eukaryota; Metazoa; Chordata; Lepidosauria; Squamata; Varanidae
Gene: NTRK1
Product: neurotrophic receptor tyrosine kinase 1
Exons: 7
Coding region: 1-1125 (374 amino acids)
Biological process (GO): positive regulation of kinase activity; cellular response to nerve growth factor stimulus; protein phosphorylation
Cellular component (GO): axon; membrane; signaling receptor complex
Molecular function (GO): neurotrophin binding; transmembrane receptor protein tyrosine kinase activity; ATP binding
Source: RefSeq, a predicted model, not a curated record